Messenger RNA from Phyllopteryx taeniolatus (common seadragon), 1527 nucleotides. RefSeq names its product protein POLR1D-like. The transcript has 4 exons. NCBI's taxonomy places the organism in Eukaryota, Metazoa, Chordata, Actinopteri, Syngnathiformes, Syngnathidae. The record is from RefSeq and is a predicted model, not a curated record. Bases 427 to 849 code for a protein of 140 amino acids.
UUUGUUAGUCACUUUACAAUUUCAGCAAUGCUGUGUAAACACGAAUUUAUAGCAUAACCUGUCAGUCAAUAAAAGAGGAAAUCGAUUGUGAACAAAAUUUAUUAACAAGAUUGUAUAUAAUUUAUAGUAAAAAUGCAUUUUAUUUUGUACUAUAGAACAUUUGAGAGUCUGUACUUUUUUACUUUUACUUAGAGUUGAAUCAGUACUUCUACUAGAGUACGGAGCGCGAGUACAGUAUUGUACUUUUGCCACAUCUGUCUCUAUAAACUUUGUGUUUUCGAUCAGGCAUCAACUUGGCCACCUUCGGGUCCUUAAACGGUAGGACCCCAGCACUGUAAACAAGCGGUCCGUCCGUCAAUUAAAAAUAAUUUUAAUUCUCCAUUAAAAGUAGUUGAUAUCAGUUAACUUGUUAGGAACCGCGUAGUUAUGGCAGAAGACGAGAGUGAAUUGGAAAAGCGUGCUGUCGAGGAGCUCCUGAGGGAGACUGACAGGGCUCGGCUGAGAGCCGAGACCAUGGGCCCUGCGGGAUGGUUGAAAUGUCCGUUGCGGGGCACCAACAAGCGCUUCCUGCUCAAUACCCUGCGCUCCACGGGCCUGCGUCCCGGCGAGCCCAAAGCGGAACACUCGUCGCACGCCGCCAGGCGGGAGUCUCCCGCGGGGAGGAGCCGCAGCCGGUCGCCCCCCGCCGGACGGGACGGCGGACGCUCGCGCAAGCGUCACCGCGGGAACACGUCUAGUAACGACGUCAAGAGGCGGGACGGAGAGCGGGAGAGGAGUCGCGGACGUAAGGGCGAGAGGGACGAGACGGCGGAAAAAGACAGACGGACGUCAAAGGCAUCAGCUAAUUGAUGGACCUCGUCAGGCUGGUACCACAUUCGCAACAGAGGCGGGAAGUGUCACUGCGUGAAAGUGCACACAGUCGACACACACACAGAGUCUGUAAUUGAGUUCCAUCUUAAUCGGCGAAGCAGGAGAGCUCUUGCUUAAUGGGGCCUAACGCUCGGUGUACACAGACGAAGGCUAAUGGCCGGCAAACACGACUCUUGUUUGUCGCUCCCGCCUCAGAGCUGCUAAGUGCUGUUAAAUGAGGCGAUGGCAUCGGCGUCACAGGUGCGCUGCGCAAUAAUAAUACGCGGCCGCGUCCUACAGAUCCUAACGUUGGGAAAGUGACCAAAAGGUUUAGAAAGAUUUUUUUGUUUGUUUUUGACAACAAAACAAAAAAAACUAGCGAGCUUGUGUUUUUACCAGUUGGUUUUAUUUCAACUUCCUUGUUUGUUUUUGUUUUUUUCCUGAGUUCUUUUUUUUUUUUUUUUUUUUUUUUUUGAGCUCUCAAUCACUGCGGAGUGUGACCAGCUUUUUGUGAACAAAGUAGUCUGAGUUGACUGUUUGAGACCAUUACUGGUGUUUUUUUGUUUGUUAGGUUUUUUUUUUGUGUGUGCUCCCAUUUCCAUCGGGCAUAUUCUGUAGAACUCCCAGCCGGAGCUGGUAGUGACCAACCUUUUUGCUAAUAAAGGACAUUGUUGUGGA